AUGACUGUCGGAUGUGCUACUGGUGAUGACAUUAUCUCUAAAUGGCUUGCAUGGGAUAAGAAUGAGAAGACUAGAAACGAAAUUCAAGCCUUAGUUAAUGCUAAGGACUGCACUGCUCUGAAGGCUCGAAUGAUGGGGAAACUUGCUUUCGGAACAGCUGGUAUUCGUGCACCUAUGGAAGCAGGCUUUGCUCGUUUAAACGAUUUAACCAUCAUCCAGGUCACCCACGGCUUUGCUAGAUAUAUAAACACUGUCGUCAGUGAUACUUCCGGAGGAGUCGUAAUUGGAUAUGACGGCCGUCACAACAGUAGAAGAUUUGCUCAACUAGCAGCCAACGUGUUCAUUCAAAACAAUAUCCCAGUAUAUCUUUUUGACAAGGUUACUCCAACCCCUGUAGUAUCUUGGGCUGUUGUUAACCUCAAAUGUGUUGCUGGUUUGAUUAUCACUGCAUCACAUAACCCCAAAGAGGAUAAUGGUUAUAAGGCUUACUGGAACAAUGGAGCUCAAAUUAUUGGGCCUCAUGAUAUUGAAAUUAUGAAAAUCGUCGAAGCUGAGCCAGAGCCAAAAGCUGAAUAUUGGGAUCUUGACUUAUUGAAAACUCCAUUGUUAAAGGAUGCUGAACCAGCAAUCAACGCCUAUUUCGCUUCUGAGGAGAAUUUAUGCUUCAACAGAGAUAUUAAUCAACAAACUCCACUCAAGUUCACUUAUUCUGCAUUCCAUGGAGUUGGUUAUCUUUUCACCAAGAGAAUGUUCGAAGUUUUCGGUUUCCCCGAGAGCAGUUUCAUCUCUGUAGCUGAACAACAAGAACCCAACCCAGAUUUCCCUACCAUUCCCUUCCCAAAUCCAGAAGAAGGACGCAAAGUUUUGACACUUUCGUUUGAAACUGCUGAUAAGAAUGGUUCAACAGUGAUUCUUGCCAACGAUCCAGACGCCGACCGUAUCCAGCUCGCUGAGAAACAACAAGAUGGUGAAUGGAGAGUAUUCACUGGAAAUGAAAUGGGAGCUCUAAUCACUUGGUGGAUCUGGCACAACUGGAGACUUCAACACCCAGACGAAGAUGCCUCCAACGUUUAUAUGCUCAACAGUGCUGUUUCAUCUCAAAUCGUCAAAACUAUUGCUGAGAAAGAAGGUUUCAAGAGCGAUGUCACUUUGACUGGUUUCAAAUGGAUGGGAAAUAAAGCUGAUGAGCUCCGUCAGCAAGGAAACAAAGUUAUCUUAGCCUGGGAGGAAAGCAUUGGCUUCAUGCCUGGUCAGACCAUGGACAAAGAUGGAGUCAGUUCUGCCGCAGUUUUUGCCGAAAUCGCUGCUGUUCUACAUACACAAGGCUUGAGCUUAACCGACAAGUUAUUCCAACUGUAUGAGAAGUACGGUUUCCAUUUGGUUCGUUCAACCUAUUGGUUCAUCCCUGAUGCUGAUGCACGCACCAGACUAUUCGGGACUCUCCGUGAAAACUUGAAGUACCCUGAACAUAUCGGAAAAGAGAAAGUGAAGUACGUACGUGAUUUGACCAUUGGACAUGACAACUCUCAACCUGAGAACAAACCUUUAUUGCCAAUUUCUACUUCAUCUGAAAUGAUUACUUUCACUUUGGCCAAUGGAAGCAUCGCUACCUUAAGAGCAUCUGGAACCGAACCAAAAAUCAAAUAUUACAUUGAACUUAUCACACCUGCCGGAAAGAAACAAAGUGAACUAGACUCCGUCUUGGAAGAGCUGGAGCAAUUGGAAAAGGAUGUUGUUGCAACUCUUCUCCGUCCUGAACAAUUUGGAUUGAUUCCAAGAAAAUAA
Messenger RNA from Auanema sp. JU1783, 1785 nucleotides. Lineage: Eukaryota; Metazoa; Nematoda; Chromadorea; Rhabditida; Rhabditidae. The record is from the annotation of a GenBank genome assembly.